AUGGAGGAGGCUGAUGCAUACUGUACCGUUGACAACAAACAUAUCCAGAAAUUGCUCAUAUCACAUUCUGUUUGUUAUUGGUAUCUGCACCCCCAUAUAGAAGUGUGUUUUAUAGCUAUCAGUGGUCUCCGUCCAAGGCAGAUUGAGGAAAUAGUUUCCGAACACAACGCUUACAGACGUCUGGUAGCUCAAAGAUACAACAUAUCAAACAUUAACAAACUGAUAUGGAGCAGUGAUCUUCAUAACAGAGCGCGUCAUUUAAUCGCAUGCAGUCACAAGUCACGGAGGACGCGUGCGUCACACGAGAGUCUGGGACGCAGUAGAUCAGGCGGCGUCCGGUCUGUACUGACCACGUGGUUCGAGGAGAGCAGACACUUCUUACCCGAACACCAGGCGUGUCUUCCCUGGGACAGCUGUGACAGGUUCAGGCGGAUGGUGAAUGCCGAUCAGACUGCUGUAGGCUGUUCCGUGACGUCAUGCGGCCCUUCGGAACACAGACACCGGGUCUUGUUAUGUCUUUACGAGGGAGGAUCCGAGGACACGUUUAGCUUCAAAACUGGGCCGAGUUGUACUCACUGCGGCGAUUCGGCGCCAUUUUGUGAACAAGAUCUGUGUGUUCCAUGCAACGACCACAACGGCAACUGUGAUUGUCGAAAGACCUGCUAUCGAGAUGGUAUCGGGAAUGGUGCUCUGAACGCCACCACGUGUAUUUGUACAUGUCAGUAUGGGCUUGGACCCAACUGCGAUUUGGAGUGCAAGAACCCCGAGCUGUACGAAGACUACGACUACUGCAGCACGCUCACCAACGACGACUGUAACGACCCGGAUGUUGACCUCAGAGCAACCCUGAGGGAGUAUUGUCCGGAGCAGUGUGUCUGUCAUCCACUGCCGUCAGCAUCACGAGUGUCGUCGGUCGAGGAUUAAGGCAACGAAAACACAAAACUGACUCAGUGUGUGGCAUUCCUUGGCCAUAAUGAAGGACUUUGUUUCACGAUGGUGCCCAGUGAUUGCGACAGUUGUUAUACAACAGUGUUGGUGCUGGUGUGGUCUCCGCUAAGCCGUUGUUCGCUGGACUCGUAGACAGAUGCGGUGUUUGGUAUUUUAUAAGACUGAUGAUCAAACUUUCGUUAAACCCCGUGUUCACAUCCAUGUGCAUGUGUUAACUUUUUAACUAUUCUAAUAAAGUAUCAAAUCUGA
This is a messenger RNA of Gigantopelta aegis, 1197 nucleotides long. RefSeq lists its product as uncharacterized. NCBI's taxonomy places the organism in Eukaryota, Metazoa, Mollusca, Gastropoda, Neomphalida, Peltospiridae. The transcript is spliced from 9 exons. The record is from RefSeq and is a predicted model, not a curated record. Bases 1 to 924 code for a protein of 307 amino acids.